Molecule: messenger RNA, 2417 nt
Organism: Suricata suricatta (meerkat)
Lineage: Eukaryota; Metazoa; Chordata; Mammalia; Carnivora; Herpestidae
Gene: LIPN
Product: lipase family member N
Exons: 11
Coding region: 110-1441 (443 amino acids)
Biological process (GO): lipid metabolic process
Molecular function (GO): hydrolase activity, acting on ester bonds
Source: RefSeq, a predicted model, not a curated record
UGCAACCACAUCUCAUUCUCCAGCCUGAUGUCACAUGCAAAAGUUCAGAGGUUCCUAAUCGGUACAGAGCCUUCGGGAGCAGGGGAAGCUCACUUAACAAGGCAAUCCCAUGAUGUGGCUGUUUUUUACAACAACCUGUUUGCUCUGUGGAACUUUAAAUGCUGGUACCUUCUUUAAUUUGGAAAAUGAAGCGAAUCCUGAAGUGUGGAUGAAUAUUAGUGAGAUUAUCAUCUAUAAUGGCUACCCCAGUGAGGAGUAUGAAGUCACCACUCGAGAUGGGUACAUCCUCAGCAUCAAUAGAAUCCCCCACGGGAGAAGAGAUGCUAGAAGCACAGGCAAGAAGCUAAAAAUACAAAGGGCAAGACUGAUCUUGUUGAAGGCAAGCAGGCUGGCUGCUAAGGGUGUAAAAAGGCAGAGCGUACAUUUCUCUGGUUCAUUACUGAUCUCUCGUGUGGAAAAUUGCAGCAUCCCAGGUCCCCGGCCAGUUGUGUACUUGCAGCAUGCUCUGUUUGCAGACAAUGCCUCUUGGCUUGAGAAUUACGCCAAUGGCAGCCUUGGAUUCCUUCUAGCAGAUGCCGGUUACGAUGUCUGGAUGGGAAACAGUCGGGGAAACACUUGGUCAAGAAGACACAAGACACUCUCAGUGACUGAAGAAAAGUUCUGGGCCUUUAGUUUCGAUGAAAUGGCCAAAUACGAUCUCCCAGGAAUAGUAGACUUCAUUGUAAAUAAAACUGGUCAGGAGAAGCUGUAUUUCAUUGGACACUCCCUUGGCACUACAAUAGGGUUUGUAGCAUUUUCCACCAUGCCUGAACUGGCACAAAGAAUCAAAAUGAAUUUUGCCUUGGGUCCAGUGGUCUCAUUCAAACAUCCCACGGGCAUUUUUACAAGUUUUUUUCUACUUCCAAGUUCCGUGAUCAAGCAUUUUUUUGGUACCAAAGGUUUCUUUUUAGAAGAUAAGGGAAAGGUGCCCUCCACCAAAAUCUGCAACAAUAAAAUAUUAUGGGUGAUAUGCAGUGAAAUGAUGUCCUUAUGGGCCGGAGCCAACAAGAAAAAUAUGAAUGUGAGUCGAAUGGACGUGUAUAUGUCCCAUGCUCCCACGGGAUCAUCAAUACAGAACAUCCUGCAUAUAAAACAGCUUUACCAAUCAGAUGAAUUCAGAGCGUAUGACUGGGGAAGUGAAGCUGAGAACAUGCAUCACUACAAUCAGAGCCACCCCCCGCUCUAUGACUUGACCACCAUGAAAGUGCCUACCGCUAUCUGGAUUGGGGGCAAUGACGUCCUUGUCACACCCCAGGAUGUGGCCAGGAUCCUCCCCCAGAUCAGGAACCUCCGUUACUUCGACCUGUUGCCUGAUUGGAACCACUUUGAUUUCAUCUGGGGUCUGGACGCUCCUCAGCGGGUGUACAGGAAAAUCAUAGACUUGAUGAAGUCAUACUCCUGACGGCCAUAGGUGCACUUCUGGGUUCAAAGUUGCGUGCAAGCCCGUGAGAGGCUUUGGGAAAGAGACUAAUCAUCAGGAGAGUCUUCUCCAGCCUCGUGCACCUCUUUGCUGUUGCUGAGAUGCUCCCUUGCCUGGCAUCCAAUUCAGAAUUAUUUCAACUGUCCUGUUCUUUCUCUAAGCAAUGCGCACUCCUUCCAAACCCCUUCCCCUCAGUCAAAUCUCUUCCCCAUGUUUUCAUCUCUGCUAACUGUACACAUGGAAGAGUAGUUCAAAGAGGACUUUUUUUUUCUUUCUUAGAUAAAGUAAAAUUUCCUAGAAGGGAUGGCUCUGUAAAGGCAGCCACUUGGGAGUAUAUUUGGGGUGAUGUGAUCAUAAGGCUUAGGCGAAAUUGCAGUUAGGGCCAUAGUCAUUAUGGUCAUCUGUAAACAAGCUGUGGAAGAAAGCCCAGCCCACAUCAAGCAUGAAAGGAAACAGCAGACUGGGAAAACUAGCAAAAUUUAAGUCUUCUGGGAGCGCAUUUUACUGUUCAAGAAUGAAAAGAAAGAGAGACAGAAAUGGGAAUGAGUCGGUAAGAGAAGCUGAAUUACUGAUUGUUAGAACACAUAAGAAAAAAUUCUCUUGUUUUUGCUCUAAAGAUAAGUUAAACCAAUCACCACUGGUGUCUUCGUUGUCGAUGUGGACUUUGCACUAUUGCCUGUGAACAAGUGACAUUUAAAGCAGCUCCCAGAAAGCCAAUUUUAGAAGCAGCACGGAAGGCACAGGAAGAUUCCAAGUCUUGCUCUCCCUCAUUCUCCAAAUGAUGCCAGACAUUGAUUCUAGGGUUUCGUACAGAGUUCCAAGAGAAGCAGGAAGUUAUGUGUCAGUCUGUAUCCUGAGUGGCAUAAACUUGCAAAGGUUCUUGACUUUCUAUGAUAAUGUCAUUAACGGAAAACUGUUUACAAUCCUCAAGGAAUCAUAAAUAAAUGAUACACAUGCA